Molecule: messenger RNA, 2760 nt
Organism: Symbiodinium necroappetens
Lineage: Eukaryota; Dinophyceae; Suessiales; Symbiodiniaceae
Source: the annotation of a GenBank genome assembly
AUGCAACAGGUCGGGGCCCCACCCUGCUGCUCUUCCAUCUGGGGCGGCUCCAACCCGUCCUUCCCGUACACCGUCAACACCAAGGGUGAGGGCCCAGCCUGGGCCAACUCUCUCUUCGAGGACAACGCCGAGUUCGGCUUCGGCAUGCGCAAGGCGCUGCGUAUGCAAGGGGGGGACGCAGGGAUCUGCAGGGCGAACGGGUCUGCCACAGCCUUCGAGGCCUUCAAGCAGCGCCGAGACUACUUGGCUUUGCAGCAGUACCUGGUCAUGCGCCAGGAGCAGAUGCACGAUCUCCUGCUCCCGCGCGGGCGAAGCAUCUACCACCAGAUAAUGGAGAAGCUGGAGCCACUUCUGGAGAAGGAGAAGGACGUGCACCCAAAGAUCAAAGCCCUCCAUGACCUGGAGGACAUGUUCGGGCGCAGCAGCUUCUGGAUCGUGGGAGGUGAUGGCUGGGCUUACGACAUCGGCUACGGUGGCUUGGACCACGUGAUUGCCAGUGAGGAGCACGUUAACAUCUUGGUCCUUGACACUGAGAUGUACAGCAACACGGGCGGGCAAGCUUCGAAGGCCACGCCCAAAGGAGCCAUGGCCAAGUUCGCCGAGAGUGGCAAGCUCACCCAGAAGAAGGAUAUGGGGCAGUUGGCCAUGACAUACAAGAACGUCUACGUUGCGAGCAUCUGCGUUCACGUGAACCCUCAACAGGCAGUGAGGGCCAUGAUCGAGGCGGAUGCCUAUGCAGGACCCAGCAUCAUCUUGGCGUAUUCGCCGUGCAUCAGCCAGGGCUUCCCUAUGGCUGAGUCCAUCCAGCACUGUCAGAUGGCCGUGGACUCUGGAUAUUGGCCCCUCUACCGCUACCACCCGGAGCUAGCGAAAAAUGGCAACAACCCCUUCCAGCUGGACAGCCGCAAGAUCAAGGGUGACCUCUUCAAGUUCCUGGCUAAGGAGAACCGCUUUGCAGCAGAGCUGGACGACAGGCUGCAGGAGAACGUGGUGCAGAAGAACCAUCUUCUGCAGGUCCUGAACAAGGAAGAUUUGGAGGGUCAGUUCAGCAAACUGGUGGAGGGUCUCUCGGAUGCCAAGAGCUCCGGCGACUCCAUCACGGUGCUUUACGGUAGCGAGACUGGCAACUCCGAGGAGCAGGCGAAGAACCUGAAGCAGGACCUGAAUGCCCGUGGCUUGAAGGCCUCAGUGAGCUCUCUGGACGACUUCGAGUUCGAGGAGUUGCCGAAUCAGAAGAUCGUCAUCUUGGUGGUGUCCACCUGCGGUCUUGGUGAAUACCCCGCCAACUGCAAGCAGACCUGGAUGAAGCUGCAGUCUCCCGACCUGCCUAUGACCUGGCUUGCCGGCGUGAAGUUCUGCGUCUUCGGCUUGGGCGACUCGACCUACAGCCAGUUCUGUGUGGCAGCCGUGGGCUUCGACACACGCCUUGCCGAGCUGGGUGCCCAGCGCAUGCUGCAGCGUGGCGUCGGCGACGACCGCGACGAAGACCGCUACUACACCGGCUGGGAGGCGUGGCUCCCUGAGCUCUGGAAGGUGUUGGGAGCACCUGCGCUGCCUCUCUCUUCAGAUCCUCCGGCCCCCUGCUACCGAGUGGAUGUGUCUCCAGGAACCGUGGACAAGCCCCCCGUCAAGGAUGACGAUAUCGUGCCGCCAGGCGCCACCAAGCUGGAACUCUUGUGCAACAAGGUGCUGACAGGUGAUGCUAAGUACGAUCGGGACAUCAGGCACUACGAGUUCAAGAUCGAAGGCACUUCCGUGAGCUACAAGACGGGUGAGAGCCUGGCCAUCUGGCCCCGAAACCCGGUGCCAGCCGCGGAGGAAUUCUGCAGGAUGAUGGGCUUCGAUGCCGGCCAGCAGCUGCGCGUCCUUCCCUUGGAAGGUGCAAGGAACUGGUGUCCCACAGAGCUCAGCGUGCGGCAGCUCUUCACUCACGUGCUGGACAUCUUCGGCAAGCCGAACCGGAAGUUCUUCGAGACCUUAUCCUUCUUCACCAAGGAUGAGGCGGAGAAGAAGCAGCUGCAGAGCAUCGUGGAGAACAACGCAGAAGGCUCCGCUCUCUACAGGGACUUAGUCCAUGAUUUUGCCCACCAUGCAGAUGUCUUUAAGAAGUUCUCCAGUGCCCGGCCGCCCAUCGAGCAGCUGCUGCAGAUGAUCCCGGUGCUCAAGCCCAGGAGCUAUUCCAUCGCCAGCUCGCCGCUGAUGCAUCCGGACAGGAUCCAGCUCUGUGUGGUCCUGGUGGACUGGACCGUAAACAGCGCCAAUGAACUCCGCCUUGGCGAAUGCACAGGCUACAUGCAGACGCAGAAGCCCGGUGCACAGAUCAUGUGCGCUGUCCGCCAGAGCGCCAUCGUGCUGCCAGAGGACCCGACCAAGCCAGUCCUUAUGGCGGGCAUGGGAACUGGUCUGGCCCCAUGGCGUGCUGUGACGCAGGAGCGGGUGAUGCAGAGCCGACAAGGUACCAAAGUGGGCAAGUGCCUGCUCUUCUUUGGUGCUCGCUACGCAGUUGAGUAUCUCUACCGGGAGGAGUUCGAGAGUUAUGUUCGGGAGGGUGUCCUGGCGAUGCACACUGCCUUCUCGCGUGAACAGGCACGGAAGAUCUAUGUGCAGCACCGAAUUGUGGAGGCAGGGCAAGAGGUGGCCGAGCUCAUGCUGAAGCAGGGAGGCCACUUCUACGUAUGUGGCUCUGCCAGACAAGUGCCCGAGGACAUCUACACUGCCAUGAAGGAGGCAAGGCCGAGAGUGGUGAUUGCAACGUAUUGA